Messenger RNA from Neltuma alba, 918 nucleotides. RefSeq lists its product as uncharacterized. Lineage: Eukaryota; Viridiplantae; Streptophyta; Magnoliopsida; Fabales; Fabaceae. The transcript is spliced from 4 exons. The coding region runs from base 91 to 636 and encodes 181 amino acids. The record is from RefSeq and is a predicted model, not a curated record.
AUGUAAAUACCCGCCAACGCUGUAUCGGCUCAACCUUCAAAUUGAAGAGCGCUGUGUCUCCCUGUCUUGCAGAAGAAGAAACUACGAAGGAUGAAGAAAAAGGGGAAAAGUAAGGUCGCCAUGGUUAAUCUACUCACAACGCCAUCACCGAGAUCUUCCCCGCCGUACGAUUCCCCGGCGUCGGCGAUCUUCGUCAGAACGGCUUCGACCUCCAAGAACACCAAGAGAGCAACGGUUGACCACGCCAAAUCUCAAGCUCUCAAGACUGUCAGCAACGUAUCGGAGUUGAAGGACCUCGCUGCUACGCGUCUUGACGAACUGAAGGGCCUGAUUGAUCGCUCUCACUCUGAGAUCUUCAACGAUCUCGAGGCUUCCCAGUUACGUCUCCGCAAGAGACUUAAGAUGCAGACUCAAUCAUGCCAGCAAAUGAUGGAUGAAGCAGAUAAAGAAUACAAAAAAGUUUCUGAACGAAUUGCUGAAAAUCAAGAAUUAAUGAAGGCCUCGUAUAAAGAAUUCGUUGCAGAUGCACAGAUCAGCGCAUCUCGUGCCUGCAAAACGUCCGUCGCUAAUCUAUCGCAAUCAUUUGACAAAGCCAUUGACUCUCUUCGAAACCGUUUUGGAAUUUCGUCAACUUAGCCAAAGAUGCUAACAGACAGCUAAACAAGGCAAAUGGCAGUAUGCGUUCGGUGGACUAUGCUCAAGAACUGUUUUCGUAUCUAACAUUUGGACUUGGAAUUUGACAUGGACUGUGCCAAGAUUUGCUGGAUCACAUUGCUUUUCCAAAUUUUGAACAUUUUCUUUCUGUUGAACUGAUUGUCCUCCGCAUAGUAUUUGAUACAUGAAAAUAUAAGAAAGAAUCAGACGGAUUUUAGCAAAUUGUGCUACGUACAUCGGCAAUGAAUCUCCACUUUCUUUUAA